CGCCGCCAUCUUGGAACAGGGGUCUUGUACUUCGAAUGCAUGGACGAUACCGGACUUUUGUGCUGCGUUUAAAUCUAAAAACCAGACAGCAAGGGAUGACAUUUCACAGACCUUUGCCUACAUUGACGCUGAUGCAUUAAAGAGGAGGGGGUCCCCUGUACCAAGAUGGCGGCUCUAUUGACGCAUUCGCUCCAGUGAACUGCCGUACCCAAGGCGACAUCUAGGUGUAGAUGUCUAUGGUGGAUUUAUAACCCAAAGCAACUGGCUCUUCUUACGCAUGCGCAGAGGCGAGCCGGCGAUGAAAAAAAUGGCCGCCUCCACAGUCUGCCGUUCUGUGCGUUGUGUUUCUAAUGCUUUACCUCGGCUCACCACGUCUUGGGCACCUCUCAGCUCCUGUACAUAUGAAAACAUCUCCGGUCCGACUUUAACGUGGUGUCGUUUUUAUAUUUCUGGACCGGAUUGGAGUCGCAGGAGAGACGAAAACGGUGUGACAUUGAGUCGGUGUGCAGGCCUCCGUGUUUCCAGCUCACGUGCCUUCCACAGCAGUUCCGUGUGUCACCAUCAGCAGGAUUUCUACAGCAUUCUGGGAAUCCCGCGAACCGCCACGCAGAAAGAGAUCAAAAAAGCCUACUAUCAGCUGGCAAAGAAAUACCAUCCGGAUACAAGCCCAGAUGACCCGCAAGCUAAAGAGAAGUUCUCCAAGCUGGCAGAAGCGUACGAGGUUCUGAGUGACGAAGUAAAAAGAAAGCAGUAUGACACGUACGGUUCUGCGGGGCCGAGCACAAGUGGGGCUGGGCAGCAGUACUGGCGUAGCGGAACCACCGUAGACCCAGAGGAACUGUUCAGGAAGAUCUUUGGGGAAUUUUCCGGAGCGCAAGGGUUUGGAGACUUCAGCUCAGUUUUCGAACAGCCGCACGAGUACAUCAUGGAGCUGACGUUCUCCCAAGCAGCCAAAGGAGUUAACAAGGAGAUCACGGUGAACAUAGAGGACGACUGUCCACGUUGCCACGGUAAAGGUCACGAGCCGGGCACCAAAGUCACACACUGCCACUACUGUAACGGUACCGGCAUGGAGUCGGUGAACACAGGCAUGUUUAUGAUGCGUUCCAUGUGUCGGCGCUGCGGUGGACGGGGCUCCAUCAUCAUCACGCCCUGUGUGAUGUGCAGAGCAACCGGACAAACCAAACAGAAAAAAAGCCUUGUGGUUCCUGUGCCUGCAGGAGUGGAGGACGGCCAGACGGUGAAGAUGUCUGUAGGAAACAAGCAGGUCUACAUCACGUUCAGAGUCGAGAGGAGCCCGUUGUUUCGGCGCAGCGGGUCCGACAUUCACUCUGACAUGAUGAUCUCAGUGGCUCAGGCCAUUCUGGGAGGAACAGCUCGAGCUCAGGGCCUCUACGGGACGGUCGACAUCGCGAUUCCUCCUGGGAUUCAGACGGACCAGAAGAUCCGUCUGGGUGGUAAAGGAAUCGCCCGUGUGAGCGGCUAUGGCUACGGAGACCACUAUGUACACAUCAAGAUCAAAGUGCCCAAGAAGCUGACACAGAGACAGCGGGAUCUGAUCCUCAGCUAUGCCGAGGAGGAGACGGAUGUAGAGGGGUCUGUGAACGGAGUGACUCGAUCAGCACCAGCAAGCUCUCAGCAUGCAAAAAAGGAAUCCGGAGUGGACCAGAGUCGUGACGAGGAGCAGCCGGAGGAGAAGGAGGAAGGCGGAUUUUUCUCCAGACUUAAAAAGAUGUUCUCCUGAAGAGUGCAGAAUCUGCGCGGUCAUGUCUCAAACGCAGUCAUUACUUCAACUACAGCAUGAUCAUCACAUUAUUGUGUCUAGGUGAGAGGCCAUUGAGCUGCAGAAGCUACGCAGAAGCUCUCCACAGACAGAGAGGGAGAAAGAGAGAGAGAGAGAGAAUUCUAUGUAACGAAGUAUGAACUCUGUAAAGCUUCAAAAUAAUGGUUUAUUAACAUAAACACACUAUUUGUUCAUGUAAACCCUUAAUGCUGGUUAAUGUGUAUUUUUUUAAUAUAUAGAAGAAUGAAGUGAUAACAGGAAGCAGGUUAUUUUUGAAUGUUUCACAAGAUUAAACGUGACUCUAAAGAAAAA
Tachysurus vachellii is the source of this 2095-nucleotide messenger RNA. It is a transcript of the gene dnaja3b, whose product is annotated as DnaJ heat shock protein family (Hsp40) member A3b. Bases 278 to 1744 code for a protein of 488 amino acids. Gene Ontology annotation, molecular function: protein kinase binding; heat shock protein binding; ATP binding. The record is from RefSeq and is a predicted model, not a curated record. Gene Ontology annotation, biological process: mitochondrion organization; response to heat; negative regulation of apoptotic process. Gene Ontology annotation, cellular component: mitochondrion. Lineage: Eukaryota; Metazoa; Chordata; Actinopteri; Siluriformes; Bagridae. The transcript has 12 exons.